Messenger RNA from Chilo suppressalis (striped riceborer), 1947 nucleotides. The record is from the annotation of a GenBank genome assembly. Lineage: Eukaryota; Metazoa; Arthropoda; Insecta; Lepidoptera; Crambidae.
AGUCUUGUCACUUCAUUAAGGGAGUUAAUAUAGCGGAGAUUAUUAAGUAGGAUGGUUGACCCUAUAGUUGACCACGCACCGGUUGUGGACCACUUGCGGCUUUGAGUGUUAAUAUUAAGUUUUCAUCUUGUUGGUACUAAUACAAAUCAACCAAUCACAUUACGACUAGAAAGAGACAACCAGUGAAAGCUACAAUUUAAUUUUGUUUUGACUUGUCGCUGACAGUUGCCAUUCAGCCGCCAUUAUAGUUUAGAAUAGUAAGGAUAAUGUUUAGAAAGGUAAGAACACUUUUAAUUUAUUAAGUAUUGUUUUUUAAUGAACUUGUUCGGAUGAUUGUUUUUUGUAAUCAUUUUAUGUUUAUAUAAAGAUUUUAAAUUAAUUUCAAAUGCAAACGAUAUAUUUUAUGAGUUAUUUUACUGAUUAACAAAAGGUACAUGAUUUGGUCAACGAUUUGUACACUGAAGUGGUACUCUUUUUUUUACUUUUUUUAACAGUUUCAUGUCCAGAAUAUGAGUUGUAACUCGACUAUCAAUUUUAACGGAGUAAAUUGCUUACGUUUCCAUUAGUUGACCAGUGGUUUGACAUUGGUACUGCAUACAAAUCCUAUAAUUGACCAAACUCUUAAUAUGAGUUUUGAUUUCUUGUUUUAGCUACAAUAUGCCACCAAAAAAGAAUUUAGAAUUAAUAAUAAUGCUUGCAACUUGUCAGAUCCUCAAUCAACAGCAAAUAUACAUAAUAAACGAGACUUUAAUUCUGAAAAAGAAUGCACAAUGCUUGCAGAAUCACCACUAAAAAAAGGUGGUAGUAAAAGGUUCAAUAGAAAGCGAUUGCCAGAUGCAGUUACAUCAGUAGAGUGGAUGCAAUACUGGAUUUUAAGGAACAAGAAGAAAAGAAAAUAGGAAAUUAGCAAGAGAAGAAAAAAAGAAGUUACAAGAGUUGAAAAAGGUUGAGAAAGAGAGAGUAAAAAAGAGAGUUCAGAAUAGAAUUGAUUCUGAUUCCGAUGAGGAUAAUUUACCUUUGAUCAAUUUAAUUACAGUAAUAAAGAUAGAUCAGACGAGGAAAUAGGAUCAUAUGUUAUAGUAAACAACGAGGGGAGUAUUUUCCCGGGAUUGUCAAAAAUAUUGACCAAAAGAGUAAAGAAGUUAGUACGAUGGUGAUAUCAACUUCUAAUACUUUUAAAUGGCCAGAUAAAGAAGAUAAAAUUUGGUAUGCUAACGACAGCAUAGUGGAGAAAAUUAAUGCUCCUGUGUCAAUUAAUAAUAGAAGUUCAUAUAAAGUACCAGAAAUGGCCAAGUAUCUUUUUGGAUCUGAUUCCUUUUUUAAUUUUGCAGAUUUUAAUUUUGAAUCAUUACGUGAAUUUAAUUAUGAAACUUAAAUAUUUUUUUUAACAAUUAAAAAAUUGUUAAAAAAAAUAUUUAAGUGAUAUUAACAAAGAAUUACUUAACCAAAACUUUAGAUUGUUUAAAAAGUUUAAAGUUUAAGUGAAGUUAUGAUUCGUUAUUUUAUGGUGAUUUGAAAAUGUGCCAUUUAGAUUUAAGAAUUACUAUUGUGAUUGUUGAGACUGACCUUAAUUUAAUUUACUUAUUGAUCUCAAUUAGUCCUAAGAACAAACCAUAAAGUUGAUUAUAAAAUACGUCUGCUUUUAAUUGUGAAUGUAGUUAUUAUUUCACUUUUUUAUAAAUGGUCAACCUCUGGUACAAAUCUUGAUAACAACCGGGGCCGGCUGGUCAAAUUAGGGUACAUCCCAGUUUUAUACCGAUUAUCUUGAAUAAUAAAAUAAACAAAAAGAAAUCAAAUAUUUUCCUUCCCACAUACAACUAAUAACUAGGUAACUUACAAUAUAAAAAAUAAACUAGCAAUAAAUAGGCAGUUAGGCUAUAUAGCAACAUUUUAAAGUUAAUAAUUUCCUUUAAUUGGUUUGAGACCGGGACAUCCACCCUACCUUGC